Molecule: messenger RNA, 834 nt
Organism: Striga asiatica
Lineage: Eukaryota; Viridiplantae; Streptophyta; Magnoliopsida; Lamiales; Orobanchaceae
Source: the annotation of a GenBank genome assembly
AUGAACCUUUCAGAUCAAACCUUCUGUGAAUUCUUAGCUCUGUGCAGAACAUAUUUCCCAUUACCACAAAACGAAACUGCAAUAGUGAAAGACUGGUGUGGAGGCGUGAGUUGCGACCCCUCUUUAGGAAAGCUCAUCCAAAAGCUCGCCCGAGGACCAAAAUCUGCAGCCCUAACUUCUCUUCUAUGUAUGGGAUACAUCACUCAAAACAAUCUCACUAAUAAGAACUCCCUGCAUAUACUCCCUCUCCAAAAUCGGCGUACUAAUCCCAUCCCCAUCCCCAUCCUCCUCGUCAUCCUUCCCCAAGUCCCUCUCGAUCGACACCUCAAGACUCCACCUCCUCGCCAGCCUGUCAUUACUAUUCACCCGACUCUUCUCUUUCCUCAAAUCAGACAACAACAACAGACCUCGUUUUCUCAGAGCAUCGAGUGGCGCCUUACUCUUACUCCCUCUCGGAUAAAACGUGCCUUUCCCAUCCUUCAACCCUUUAGUCCACGUCCCAAUAUAGCAACCCCCAUCAUCGGCCCAAGUCCACUUUCCUUCAUAAGUAUCUCCGUUGACCCAAGUCAACGUCCCGUCCCCCGACAUUUUCCCGCCUUUCAUAUUCCCAUUGUACUCAUUCCCAUUAGCCCACAAAUACCGAACGUGCCCCUCGGGAGUCCCGCGAAUCCACGACCCUUCGAGAAUAUCGCCGUUGGAGAAUCUUUGGCGGCCGAGCCCGUGCUUGAGAUUCAAUCUCCACCGUCCGUCGUAUUUGGUGAGAUCUGGUCGAGUAAAAGUGCCCGGGCCAUGAAUGUAGCCGCCCGAGAAUUCGCCUUCGUAAAACGAGCCUGA